AUGAGAUAUAAUUAUUACAAUAUUAACUUGUCUGGUGAAGAAGAUGAAUCCUCAAGACUGCAACAGUUAUCUGAUUUUUUGCAACAUUACAAACUAUCGCAGUAUUUGCAUAUAUUCAUCUCGGAAGGCUUCGAUAGAUUAUUAUCUCUAUUGGACAUCACAGAAUCAGAUCUCAUUUCUCUAAAUGUUAAAAGAGGGCAUAGACGAUUACUGCAAAGAGCCAUUGCCACAGCAAGAGGAGUUCCUCUUUCAACACCAAUAGUGAUCAGUUAUGGAUAUGAUGAACCUGAUGUAUCCUAUAUGCCAAAGCCAGGAACAACAACGACUGCAACAACAACAACGGCAGCAGCUCCAAAAGUUGCUUUUCUUGACGACGAUAUAUAUCUAAACGAAGGUGAUUACGCCUAUUAUCGUCGAAGCCUUCAUCGCAAACGAAAGCAAUAUGUUCCUUCAAAGCCAGUGACUGCAUUCGAUGAGUUGAUUAACGAAGUGCAAUCUCAAAAUAGCAGCAUGGCCUUAGCAGAUAUAACAGAACUGGCCUAUGAAAAAUGGAACAAAUUCACUGGUACCGAAAAGGAAAAAUACGAGCGUGAGGCUCUGCACGCCAAUGCAGACUAUGUGAUGGAUUGA
This is a messenger RNA of Mucor velutinosus, 630 nucleotides long. RefSeq lists its product as uncharacterized. The record is from RefSeq and is a predicted model, not a curated record. Lineage: Eukaryota; Fungi; Mucoromycota; Mucoromycetes; Mucorales; Mucoraceae. Gene Ontology annotation, molecular function: protein binding. The coding region runs from base 1 to 630 and encodes 209 amino acids. The transcript is spliced from 4 exons.